UCCAAUGAAAAUGCCCAAUUUAUAUAAGGAUCCAGAUUUAACUGUGUCACAUCAGAUGGUUAGGAUCAUCUGAUGGGAGGGAUUGUUUCGGUAUCUCUCAUACACCAUUGAAAUAACCAGAUGGUCGGCCCCAAAUGCACAGUUUCCGCCCUAUUCUCGUGCAGAUUUUAAAACUUUAUCUACCGAGCCUAGGUUCGAACCAGGCCUGUGAUGUACCCUGUCAGAUGAACUGAAGGACUGGCCUGACCCGUUGACACCCUCAAGAACAUCUAUUCAGCCUGCUUUUCAGGCCUGGGCACAUUCAUGGAGGGGUCCACCUGAUGAAUGGUCCGGAUUCUGCCCAUGUAUACCAAGCCAGUGGAGAGUAAGCCCGAGUGAGUAGAAUUAACAUUAGUCAAAAGUAUUUUGAUAAUGGGGUGAAGACAAUUAUUGCUUAUUCAACUAACAUUCUGUCCACCCACCUCUUACGAUUGUCAUGUGUUGGUUGGAAAAUGGAAAUAGAUGACCCUAUUCUUCAGCAUUCCUUCAUAAAUGAUCAAAUACUAUUAUCUAAAACAUAAUUAAAAAUAAAAAUGAUUUUUGCUCCAUUGCAUUUCGAGGGGCAAAAUGACUAAAAUACCCUCAAUCUUUCUCUAAAAAGUGGUGAAAUCGAGAAUUGUGGGGCCUACUUGGUACUCAUAUGAUAUCAAUCUGUCCAACUGGUACAAGCCAAAAAUCAGGCUGAUCCAAUAAUCAGAUGGGCCACAUAAAUUCAAUAUUUUUGAGUGGCGCGCAUUGUUUUUUAUUGUAUAACCCAAAUGAUGAUUUGAUUGGCUAGAAUUUUUUGCUUCCAUGAUCAUCAGAUGAGAUUGGAAGGGUUGGAUGUCAUAUGAGGAGACGUGGGCCUCACAAUUCUUGAAUUUGAGAGAAAAAAAAUGUACUAGGACAUUUUAGUCAUUUCAUCCCCUGGAAUAAAACACGGGAAUUUCAAAUAGUUGAGGCAACUGCAUUUAGACACACUUAGAUGCAGUUUUCAGCAUUGUGCAUCAUUAACCACCUGUCAUGAAAAUUACCAAAAAUGCCCACAAAUUUUCUCAAUUUUCAUUUGAUUUUUUUUGUCCCUUUCUUUCUUUCUUUCAUUUGAAGUAAAUCUUAUUUAUUUGUAUAAAAAUCAGGGGCUAUCUUUCAUGAAUUUUCUCAAUUGUUUGCUUGUAGAUACUAAUAAGUGUGUUAGGAAAGAAACCAAUGCAAGAAGAAAGAACACAACAAAGAUCUACAUAUGAUAAAAGGACUAAAAAAAUCAAAAAGAGGCCAACACCUGCAAGCUGCAUCCCUUUUCUGAAGUAUUCAGACCCUCUUCUCUUCUUUCUCAGCAGACUUGCAUGAAAAGAUCCAUGGAAAAUCAUUUUUUUGUGUUGUUUAUUAUGAUGAAAAUGCUUUCUUUCAGUUUCUUUUGUUUUACAGAACAAAGGUAUAUUUCAGCAGUGGGUGAUCCAGGCAUGAGAAGAGAUGGAUUGAGAGUGGCAUUUGAAGGCUGGAAUUUUUGCAAUGAAGUUGGCAAUGAAAUUCCUGAGAUGGGAAGUCCUAGAGCAGCCGACUGUUUUGAUUUCUUAAAUAAUUCUUUGGAGUAUAAAGUAACAGAAGAACAGAACAAACUUGGGGUAGGAAAAUCAUUCCCAGGUUUGAACCCAAAGGCUCUCAACAAUCCAGACCUUUAUGCAGUGGAGAAAGAACUGUAUUUGGGUUCUUUAUGUGAAGUUGCAAGCACUCCAAAUCCAUGGCAAUUUUGGAUGGUGAUGCUGAAAAAUGGAAACUUUGAUACAUUAUCUGGAUUUUGCCCUGAAAAUGGGAGAAAGGUGGUGCCUUUCCUGCCAACAGGAAGGUUCCCAUGUUUUGGAAUUGGGUGCAUGAACCACCCCAUAUUCUAUCAUCAAAAGACUCAACUGUUAGGGAAUGAGAUGCGAGGGGGUUUCAAUGGUUCUUAUGAUUUGGGUGUUGAUAUUAAAGGUGGGAUAGAUGAUAUUUCAUUCUUUGAGGUGGUAUGGGAGAAGAGAGUUGGAGUUGGGAGUUGGGUUUUCAGUCAUAAGCUGAAGACAUCACAAAGAUAUCCAUGGCUGAUGAUGUAUCUAAGAGCUGAUGCAACCAAAGGAUUCUCUGGUGGCUACCAUUAUCAGACAAGAGGAAUGCUCAAGACACUGCCAGAAUCACCCAAUUUCAAGGUCAAAUUCUCACUGAAUGUGAAGCAAGGGGGAGGCCCCAAAAGCCAAUUCUACUUGCUAGACAUCGGCAGCUGCUGGAAGAACAACGGCAUGCCCUGUGACGGGGAUGUGCUCACCGACGUAACCAGAUAUAGUGAGAUGAUCAUCAACCCUGAAACCCAAUCUUGGUGUAGCCCUACCAACUUGAAUGCCUGCCCACCCUACCACAUUACCCCCAAAGACGAGAAGAUUUACAGGAAUGACACUGCCAAUUUCCCCUUCUCUGCUUACCACUACUACUGCUCCCCUGGUAAUGCCGUGCACUUGGAGCCGCCUUUUAAUCUCUGUGAUCCUUAUAGCAAUCCUCAAGCGCAAGAGCUAGUUCAGAUAUUGCCACACCCUAUAUGGGCGGAGUAUGGAUAUCCGUCCAAACAAGGAGAAGGGUGGAUUGGUGAUCCAAGGAUAUGGGAGCUCGAUGUUGGUGGCAUUUCAAGUAGACUGUAUUUCUAUCAGGAUCCUGGCACCCCUCCUGCAAGAAGAGUAUGGACAUCCAUUGAUGUCGGGACGGAGAUAUUCAUCAGCGGCAAAGACGAGGUCACUGAGUGGACUCUCAGUGACUUCGAUGUCCUAAUCCACUCUCCCAAAAAGUGACUCAAGUUCAUUAAUUUUCCAUAUGACGUAAUUGCAUCAUCUCUGUCCUCCUUUACAACCAACUCUCCACAAUAGCUGAGUUUGACUCAGCCGAUUCUGUUAGAAUAAAAAGAAAAAAUGAGGACUUAAAAAAUGAGGAAAAAAUCGCAUAUGUCUUAAGUUAACCCCACUUGCUUUAAUUGUGUUUAAUUUAGUCCCACAUUGGAGAGGAGAUGAGAAAUCCGAUACUUUAUAUCAAAAUCAUUCACUUAAUGUAUGUAUUGGAAUUUAAAAGUAUGCCAUGGGAUCAACCUUACAU
Molecule: messenger RNA, 3126 nt
Organism: Magnolia sinica
Lineage: Eukaryota; Viridiplantae; Streptophyta; Magnoliopsida; Magnoliales; Magnoliaceae
Exons: 4
Coding region: 1362-2828 (488 amino acids)
Source: RefSeq, a predicted model, not a curated record